Molecule: messenger RNA, 1423 nt
Organism: Conger conger (European conger)
Lineage: Eukaryota; Metazoa; Chordata; Actinopteri; Anguilliformes; Congridae
Gene: idi1
Product: isopentenyl-diphosphate delta isomerase 1
Exons: 5
Coding region: 281-1111 (276 amino acids)
Biological process (GO): isoprenoid biosynthetic process; isopentenyl diphosphate biosynthetic process
Cellular component (GO): cytoplasm
Molecular function (GO): isopentenyl-diphosphate delta-isomerase activity
Source: RefSeq, a predicted model, not a curated record
UUCGGCUCAAAGCGACGUCAGCCGUCACUGGGAGGAGUUACUACUGCAAAGUGCAAACUACCAUUUUACGGGCUGUGGGGGAGUCGUUUGAGCUAGUUAUUUUGUAAAAUACUGAGGUAGUAUCGAGGUACAAAAAACAAUGCUCUCUUUCUUAUCCACGUUAUCUAAGGCGUGAGAGAAAAGUGUCCUUACAGGCUCGCUCCGACCUGUAAGCAGCGGUGGUCCGAUGGCGUGGUAGGAAGCUCAUUCCCUUUGAUUGGUGUUCUUUUAUGGUCUUGCGAUGCAUCGGUGCUUGAGGGCGGUGCUAAAGAUGGUGUCCUGCGAGAGGCCCGCCGUUAGGAAGCCCAGUGUACAAGUGUGUGUAAAGAGGAAGUAUUCUGCCGGUCUGCUGAAAAAUCCUUCUGGGAGUCUGAGAACAUCGGCCAGAAUGCCAGAAAUAGACACUGAUAACCUGGACGAGAAGCAGGUCCAGCUCCUCGCCGAGAUGUGUAUUCUGAUUGAUGAGAACGACUGCAAGACAGGAGCUGAUAGCAAAAAAAACUGCCAUCUGAAUUCAAAUAUCGAUAAAGGUUUACUGCAUCGUGCAUUCAGCGUUUUUCUGUUCAACAGCGAAGAAAAGCUCUUAUUGCAGCAAAGAUCUGAAGCCAAGAUCACCUUUCCAGGGUGUUAUACCAAUACAUGCUGCAGCCACCCCCUCUAUACACCGACUGAAAUUGAGGAGCAGGAUGCAAUCGGUGUAAGGCGUGCUGCCCAGAGACGGAUUGAGGCUGAGCUGGGAAUCCCACAGAAUCAGGUCCCUCCGGAGGAGAUGACGUACCUCACGCGGAUACACUACAAGGCUCAGUCGGACGGCAUCUGGGGAGAACAUGAAAUCGACUACAUACUGUUCAUGCAGAAGGACGUGGAGCUCAACCCGGACCCCAACGAGAUCAAAAGCCACUGUUACGUCACUAAAGAGGAACUUAAGGACAUGCUGAGGAGGGCUAAAAACGGUGAGCUGAAGAUCACACCCUGGUUCAGUCUGAUCGCAGAGACCUUCCUCUUCAGGUGGUGGGACAACCUUCACAACCUAAAGCAGUUCAUGGAUCACGAGAAGAUCCACCGGAUGUAAUGGCACACAUGUUUUUGACUCGUUUGAUUACCUGAAAGAAAGCUGCUAUCAGGAUUGUACUGGACUGUACCACUAUAGGCAUGUCUUGCUCAUUUUCUUCACAGGAGCAUGGCUACAUUUUAUAGUUUUAGAAAUUAAUUAAUAUUUUUAAGUGCCUAGUCAUCUCUGAAGCUAUGGUAUGGAGCAUUGUUGUAUGUAGGGGCUAGGUGCUGCAAAGUUUCCAUUACAAUGUAAAUGAAUUUACAGCACAUUUUUAAAACAUUUAAUUGUGGUCUAUAUUUUAUUUGAUUAAAUAAAAGGUGCAUCUUGGCA